AUGGGCAGCCCUUUCAUAGAAAAGAAGGAUGACGAGGACAUUGCAGCCGCUCCCGGCAGAGCACAGAAUGUGCCCUGCGACCUGGGCUACUUCCCCUGCGGCAACACCACCGAGUGCUUACCUCAGCAGCUGCAGUGCAACGGCGUGGACGACUGCAAAAACCACGCGGACGAGGACAGCUGCGGAGACAUCAAUGGAUGGUCUACACAAUUUGACAGAUAUUAUGGCAAUAACUACAAAAUGAUGUCCUUGUAUCCCAGUAUUGUGGCAGAAACAUCUGAAUGCUUGGUCGGUUCUGCACCCAUGCAAUGCAUUUGCCAAGGUUUAGAACUUGAGUGUGAUGAGAUCAAUUUACGAGCUGUUCCAUCAGUUUCUUCAAAUGUGACUUUUAUGUCACUCAGGCGGAACUUAAUAAGAAAGCUUCCUCCUAAUGUCUUCAAAAGGUACCACGGUCUUCAGACUCUGUGCCUGCAAAACAAUAAGAUUAGAUCCGUAUCUGUCUAUGCUUUCCGAGGACUGUACAAUCUUACUAAACUGUAUCUCAGUCAUAACAGAAUAACCCUCUUGAAGCCGGGUGUUUUUGAAGAUCUCCACAGACUAGAGUGGCUGAUAAUUGAAGAUAAUCACCUCAAUCGAAUUUCCCCACUAACAUUUUAUGGACUAAAUUCUCUUAUUCUCCUAGUACUGAUGAAUAAUGUCCUUACCCGCUUGCCUGACAAAUCUCUUUGUCAGCACAUGCCCAGACUGCAUUGGCUGGAUUUUGAAGGCAACCAUAUCCAUAAUUUAAGAAAUUUGACUUUUAUUUCCUGCAGUAAUUUAACUGUUUUGGUAAUGAGGAAAAACAAAAUUAAUCACCUUAGUGAAAAUACGUUUGCACCUCUCCAGAAACUAGAUGAAUUGGAUUUAGGAAGCAAUAAAAUUGAAAAUCUUUCUCCACAUAUCUUUAAGGAUCUGAAGGAGCUCUCACAACUGAAUCUUUCCUAUAACCCAAUCCAGACAAUUCAAGCCAACCAAUUUGAUAAUCUUGUCAAACUCAAAUCUCUCAGCCUAGAUGGAAUUGAAAUUUCAAAUAUCCAACAAAGGAUGUUUAGAUCUCUCAUGAAUCUCUCUUACAUCUAUUUUAAGAGAUUUCAGUACUGUGGCUAUGCACCGCAUGUUCGCAUCUGUAAACCAAAUACUGACGGACUCUCAUCUUUAGAGGAUCUCUUGGCGAGCAUUAUUCAGAGAGUGUUCGUCUGGGUUGUGUCUGCAGUCACGUGCUUUGGAAACAUCUUCGUCAUCUGUAUGCGACCUUGUAUCAGAUCUGAGAACAAGCUGCAUGCCAUGUCAAUCAUUUCUCUCUGCUGUGCUGACUGCUUGAUGGGAAUCUAUUUAUUUGUGAUUGGAGCCUUUGACCUGAAGUUUCGAGGAGAAUACAAUAAACAUGCGCAGCUGUGGAUGGAGAGCAUUCAUUGUCAGCUUCUGGGGUCCCUGGCCAUUCUGUCCACAGAAGUAUCUGUAUUACUUUUAACAUUUCUGACACUGGAAAAAUAUAUCUGCAUUGUGUAUCCUUUUAGAUGUUUAAGACCUGGAAAAUGCAGAACCAUUACAGUUUUGAUUCUCAUUUGGAUUAUUGGGGUUAUUGUGGCUUUCAUUCCACUGAGCAAUAAGGAAUUUUUCAAAAACUACUAUGGCACCAAUGGAGUAUGUUUCCCUCUUCAUUCAGAAGACGCAGAAAGUACUGGAGCCCAGAUUUAUUCAGUGGCAAUUUUUCUUGGUAUUAACUUGGCAGCCUUUAUCAUCAUAGUGUUUUCCUAUGGAAGCAUGUUUUACAGCAUUCAUCAAAGUGCCGUAACAGCAAAUGAAGUACAGAAUCAAGUUAGAAAAGAAAUGAUCCUUGCCAAACGGUUUUUCUUUAUUGUAUUUACUGAUGCAUUAUGCUGGAUACCCAUCUUUGUACUGAAAUUUCUCUCAUUGCUUCAGGUAGAAAUACCAGGUACCAUAACCUCUUGGGCAGUGAUUUUUAUUCUGCCUAUCAACAGUGCUUUGAACCCAAUUCUCUAUACUCUUACCACAAGACCAUUCAAAGAAAUGAUCCAUCAGUUCUGGUAUAACUACAGACAGAGAAGAUCUAUAGACAGCAAAGGAAGUCAGAAGACAUAUGAUCCGUCAUUCAUCUGGGUAGAAAUGUGGCCCAUGCAGGAGAUGCCCUCUGAGUUAAUGGAGCCAGUUCUUUUCGCAGACCCCUCUAAAUUAUCACUUAUUUCUCAAUCAACUAGACUCAACUCCUAUUCAUAACUGACAGAUACCAAUUUCUACACAGAGAAUACUGUGAGAUGUUUCAUGAUGGAUUUAUGAGUUUAAACUAAAUGCCACAAAAUAAUUUAUAAUAAUGGCUAAAAUCAAUUCACUUAGAAGGACAUGAGGUUAUUUGGGAGAAAUCAAAAUGACUGAUGCCUGUGUAAAGGGAAAUAAAUUAUAUUGAUAAUGUGUAUGUAUUAGUACAUAUUUUGAUAGGAAAUUAAGAGAAAUAUAUUUCAGAAAGGCUCAUUUGUUCUAUUAGCAUGCAUUUAUUGAGUACCCACUAUGUGCAUGGCACUGUGAUAAAUUCCUGGGAGCAAAUAGUAAAAAAUCUUGUCAAUUUGCAAUGUUAAAUUGUAUAACUACAAGAAUAUAUUAAUACAAAGUGCACCUGCAACUCUUAAUCUAAGGUACAGCUUUGCCUGUCUUGAAAACAUAAGGAUCGUGGACACUUUUAAAUAAAAGUUUAAUGUUUUCUAAUAAUCAAUAUACUAACAUCAGAGAAAAUGUCUCAUUACUGGAAAAUGCAAAUAUUUUAUUUUAAGAACUCAUUUUACCUCUCUUCGAGUCUUCAUACACUUGAGAGGCAAUACACAUUUAUUCCUAUGGAAAAAAAGGUGCUCUGAUAAUAGCUCAAAACAGCACCUUUCUAUCAAUUUCCAGCCCAGUUGUCUUUUUGCUUUAUAUGAUCACCAUUAUAUGAGAUUGUAAAAAGGUGAUAGAAGUAUUGCAAAGGAAUGAAUCAGAAAAGCUAGAAUGAAAUCAGUGGAAUAGAACCGAGAGUACAGAAAAAACCCUCAUAUUUACAGUCAAUUAAUGUUCAACAGAUAUACUAAGAUAAUCAAAUGGGGAAAGAACAGUCUUAUCAAUAAAUGAUGCCAGUACAACUGGAUAUUACCAUGCAAAAGAAUGUAGUUGGACCCCUACUUUAUACUAUAUAUAAAAAUUUACUCAAAACAGAUCAAUGAUAUAAACAUAAAUCACUUAGAAGAAAAUAUAUGGGAAAUCUUCAGAACCUUGGCUUUGACAGUGGAUUUUUAGAUAUAACAUGAAAAGUAUGAGUAAGAAAAGGAAAAAAUGGAUAAACUGGAUUUCAACUAAAUCAAACACUUUUGUGCAUCAAAGAACAGAAACAAACACAAUAAAAAGACAACCUUCCAGAAUGAAAGGACAUUUUUACAAAUCACAUAUCUGAGAAAUAUAUAAAGAACUCCAAAAUAUAUAAAGAACU
Messenger RNA from Dama dama (fallow deer), 3511 nucleotides. RefSeq names its product relaxin family peptide receptor 1 (gene RXFP1). Gene Ontology annotation, molecular function: protein binding; G protein-coupled receptor activity. Lineage: Eukaryota; Metazoa; Chordata; Mammalia; Artiodactyla; Cervidae. The transcript has 18 exons. The coding region runs from base 1 to 2277 and encodes 758 amino acids. Gene Ontology annotation, cellular component: membrane. The record is from RefSeq and is a predicted model, not a curated record. Gene Ontology annotation, biological process: G protein-coupled receptor signaling pathway.